Molecule: messenger RNA, 1376 nt
Organism: Triticum aestivum (bread wheat)
Lineage: Eukaryota; Viridiplantae; Streptophyta; Magnoliopsida; Poales; Poaceae
Exons: 9
Coding region: 1-1092 (363 amino acids)
Source: RefSeq, a predicted model, not a curated record
AUGGACAAGAACCCUGAAUUAGCAGAUAACAGCGGUGGAAAGACUGCAUGGAGAGGAGAUGCGUUGAACAAAGUAUUAGGGGAUGACAAGCCUGGCCAUGUACAUGGUUUGGGACUAGUUCCAAACCCAAAAAAACUUUUUGAUGUUUCCACUUCACGUGUAUUCCAGAAUACACAUUUUACUUCGGUGGAGGAUACACCAAAUGAAGAUAUGCUAGCUUUUAGAGUUGAAAUGGAAAAACUAUAUCAAGUAAAUAAAAAUCAGGAUGCUAAAAUUAUGGAACUAGAGGAGAAGCUGAGAAGAAUGGAAAGACAACCAAAUCAGGAAAUUUCAGAUCCCAUGGCUACAAUUGGGCUUGAACCUUCGGUUGAUGGACACAACUCAAACAGAAAAAGAGUGCUUGCUCCUCCGGUUGAUGGACUCCAACUUGUUAAAAAACGAUCAAAUAAUUUACAGAACAAGCCAAGUGGAUCAAACAAUGCAGAUUUGCAACCAUCAAACAAGAAUUCUGUUUCAGAUAAGAACAAAGAAACUAUGGUUCAUAAUGGUGGCAGUGCACGACAACUAGAAAAAUGCUCUACUACACACAAGAAUGUUGUCCAGAACCAAGAAACUCCUCAUAAUUUCAGUGCUCAGCAAGGGGAAAUAAAUUCUGCUACACAUAAGAAUGUUGUUCAGAACAAAGAAACUUCUCUUGAGAAUGUUAGUGCACGUCAGGCAGAUAAAAAUUCUGCUGCAAACAAACGGACCAAAAAAACAACAAAAGGUGCCAAUGCAAGCAGUAAGAGUGCUCAAAGUGGUUCGCUGAGCUGGUUGGGUGCCAGUGAAUUACCUGCAGGAACUAAAGUAUUCUUGAAGAGCCUAAAAAACCAUAACAAGGAUGUAGCUCUUGCUACAAUUGUAAGUUGUGAUCCAAACUUUAAACUUGAUGGUGAUGAAAUUAGGAAUGAAUUCUGGGCGGUGCAUGUUGAUAUGGCACUUGUGAAAACUGAAAAUUUGGUACGGAGUCGCAAAAACUGCACUACUCUCGGCAAUGCAGAAAAAACAAAGAUUGCAUGGCCCUCAACCUUUAUUCAAAAGAUAAAUGGAUGAGUAUAUGGGUGGGUGGCAAGUGUACUGCAAUGAUGAUGUUGAUAUUCUGCUUCAUGAUGGCGACGAUGAUGGAUGCUUUCAGUUUUAGUUAUGUUCUCGGGAUGAUGUUCCUGUUGGAUGUUGUUCCUCGAUUAAGUUUUAGUUAAGUUGUUGGGAAGUUGAAUGCUUUAGUUUAAGUUUCACUGUCAAGAAAGUAGUUAGAUUAUGCAUCACGUUUGGAUGAUGUUUCUCUUGUAAUAUCCACUAUUGUAAUCCAACAAUUUUAUCUCAUAUAUGAUAUAUGA